AGUUUCCUCCAUUCCCAGAGAGAUUCUCAAAGAACUAUGUACUUAUACUCCAUCUCUCUCUGGCUGUACAUACAAAUAUCGUGUAUGUCUAAUGUGAAUACAGAUCAUGAGAUAUGAUGAUUUAGGGUAUUGUGAUGGUGUACUACCCACAUCACUGACAAAAGAGAAGUAGAGUUCCUCAAAGAUCAGUGAAGUAAAUAAUGGCCACAAAAACUGGAGUCUUGACAAUCAAAGGGUUAGUAGAUAUGUUGAUGCCCAUUUUGAGAAAUAGUAAGAACAUGGCCCACAUGAAGAAAAUACAUUCCCAAGUGGUUAAGUUUUCAUUAACACAAAGCAGUUUCUUGGUGGCAAAAAUGAUAGCUUUUUGUGAUAAAAUUGAGGCUAUAGAAUAUGCUAGUUUGCUAUUCAAGCAUGUUGAAGAGCCAAACAUAUAUUUGUUCAAUUCUAUGAUCAGAGCCUACACGCAGAAGCAUAUGUAUGUAUCCUGCAUAGAUGUGUAUACAAUGAUGAUGAGACAACUUAAAUGUGAAGAGCCCAUUUUUCCUGAUUCAUAUACGUAUCCAUUUGUUAUUAGGUCUUCUGGAGGCUUUUUAAGCGCAGAUUUGGGUAAACAAAUUCAUGGGCAUGUAUGUAAAUUUGGGUUGGAGUCCAAUAAUGUGAUAGAAAAUUCAUUGCUAAAUAUGUAUGUUAAGUGUGAGGAAAUAAGUGAAGCACAUAAGCUGUUUGAGGAAAUGGCUAUGAGAGAUGUGAUUUCUUGGAAUAGUCUUAUUUCUGGGUACAUAAAGUUGGGUAAAGUUAGAAGGGCAAGAACCUUAUUUGAAGAGAUGCCUGACAAGAAUAUUGUUUCUUGGACAACUAUGAUUUCUGGUUACACGAAAAUCGGGUGUUUUGGGGAUGCAUUAGAUGUUUUUAGGAGAAUGCAGAUGGCUGGGGUGAAACCCGAUUGGAUCAGUUUAGUUGCAGUUUUGCCAGCUUGUGCACACCUGGGGGCACUAGAGGUAGGAGAAUGGAUUCACUUUUAUGCAGCUAAAAAUGGGUUAUUGAGGAGGACUUGUGUAUGCAAUGCACUGAUGGAAAUGUAUUCAAAGUGUGGUAAUGUGAACCAAGCUUGGUAAUUCAUAAGGAGCAUGCCGAUGAAGGCAGACUCUGCAAUAUGGGGUUCUCUGUUGAGUUCUUGCAGAACUCAUCGAAAUCUUGAAACCCCCUUCAUCUCCUAUAUUCAUUGGCGCGAAGUAAAAAUUUGUAGGUACACAUUGAUAAUAUCUUUCACUAAAUCCUGUUUUCUUAGAGUAUAAAACCCCCUUCAUCUCCCAUAUUCAUUGGUGUGAAGUAAAAAAAUUGUAGGUGAUUUCCCUUAUUUUGUUAUUUGAGAUUUGAGAUGUCUUUUAGUGGUAGUGUAUUUGUCAUUGGAAAGUGCACUUGAGUUUCAUUCUUGAUGUGGGGAUGUGCUUCCUUUGAAGAUG
This is a messenger RNA of Ipomoea nil (Japanese morning glory), 1463 nucleotides long. Its product is annotated as pentatricopeptide repeat-containing protein At2g20540-like. Lineage: Eukaryota; Viridiplantae; Streptophyta; Magnoliopsida; Solanales; Convolvulaceae. The transcript has a single exon. Gene Ontology annotation, molecular function: RNA binding; protein binding. The record is from RefSeq and is a predicted model, not a curated record. Gene Ontology annotation, biological process: RNA modification. Bases 201 to 1115 code for a protein of 304 amino acids.